UUCAACGAUAAGCGGUGCCACCGUAACUCGAAAUGCCAUUGUGUACAGACACAUCUUGAAUGUACUAUGUUCAAAGCUUUGGAAGCACCAGGUUAAAUACUCGAUGAUUUUCCCAUUACUUCAGGAAAAGCCGUCAUUCUACCAUCCCAUCAUCCCAUCAAACCAUCAGCCCACUGACUUUCCACACAAAGACUGUCACAACCCACCAGCAAGCUGUCAACCAUGGUUUCCUUCAGCAUGACUGCCUUGGCGGCAUUUUCCCUUCUCACGUCCUUCGUCUCGGCGGCAGGCUGCGGUUUUAACAUCGUCAACAUAAACGGAGCCAUCAUGGGCACCGGCUGUGCUGUAGCCGGCGGCAAGGGAACUCUUUUACUCCCUGACUAUAAAGCCAACGCCAUCGUGAGCGCCACCACAAGUUGUGGCCUGUCAGUCGAUGGAUUUGGAUCCUUAAUGCCGCCUUCGGUCUUCGAUGGUUGGACCGUUGGAAGUGCAGGUCCCUGCAACCCGUCGAACGGCCCAGGCAAAAAAGGCGGCGGCAAAAGCGGUGGCGGCGGCAGCGGUGGUGGCGGUGGCGGCGGUGGCGGCGGCGGCGGUGGUGGUGGCGGCGGCGGUGGCGGUGGUGGUGGUGGUGGCGGUGGUGGAGGCGGUGGCGGAGGAAGCUCGAAUGGCAAGAACGGCAAGCCUAACCAGAAGAAAUGUGCUCGGGAGAGGUGCAGCGGUCCCCAGGGGUGUUGCACCCAGCCUCUGGGUAGUGGCGCGUGUCCUUACAGAAAGGAGUGCAACAACUACCCCUGCGACUCCUGCUGCGGCGUUCCAGCUGAAAACUGGACAGCUUGCUCCGCUAUGAACACCCGUAAAUGAAACCAGCACAGCAGCCCAACAUGAGCUAUUGCCUCGGCAUCGAGCCUUCUUUCUUCUGUCUCUUUCGCCUUCGUUCUUUU
Molecule: messenger RNA, 941 nt
Organism: Diaporthe batatas
Lineage: Eukaryota; Fungi; Ascomycota; Sordariomycetes; Diaporthales; Diaporthaceae
Exons: 3
Coding region: 223-861 (212 amino acids)
Source: RefSeq, a predicted model, not a curated record